Messenger RNA from Colletotrichum orchidophilum, 198 nucleotides. RefSeq lists its product as uncharacterized. The annotation marks the transcript as partial. The transcript has a single exon. Lineage: Eukaryota; Fungi; Ascomycota; Sordariomycetes; Glomerellales; Glomerellaceae. The record is from RefSeq and is a predicted model, not a curated record.
CUAUUAACAACUACCUCCAAGUUUGAAGUGGCAGGUCGGAUAGUUGACAUCGCGUCGCCCGCUGACAUUCGGCAACGGUGGGGCCCUGGAUUUCGGAGACAACAGACUGUUGAGGAAGCUCGGCACGACGACAAUAUGACGAAGGGCCGAUCAGCCAUCUCGGGGCCAUACAUCUCCAGUCAGAAUAAAAUGCGGGGA